AUUCCGUAGAAUAAUAACUUCCCGAGGGACUGCAGUAAAGUAGGCGGCGAAGAAACAAUGGGAAAGUAGCUGAAGUGGGCAAGCACUGACAUUAAUUUGAGACUAGCACCGAACUUAGACCCCGUGAACUCUAAACAAUGGUGUGUCGUAUGAUUUUCCAUGUAUUCCGGAGGUCUGAUUGUGAAGCUGAAUGUUUCUGCUGUGGCUCUUCCCUUCUGGCUCGUGUCGUGUAGCGUCAGAACAGAGAAGACCCGCCACAUCAGGAAGUUGAAGACUAAUCAGCGAACAGCCCGUUAAUUCACUACUGUUAAGAUUUGUUAUUCUGUCAGUACAUGGAUACUUUCCAGAUGGUUCAAGAGCUCAGGAGUUUUUCAGUGAUGCUGUUUGAAGAGAUACAGGGCUGAUUCAUCUGAGAUGAUAACACCAAUGGACCUUCACUGACGUGCUGCUUGACCUCAAAACAGAGAAGAAAGCAUUUCCUCUCAACUGCCGGCAUCAAGGUUCUGCAGAAUGUGUCACGUUAUAGUCACAUGCCGCUCUAUGUUAUGGACCUUGAUGAGCAUUGUGGUGGCAUUUGCUGAGCUGGUGGCAUUUAUGAGUGCUGAGUGGCUGGUGGGAUAUUCAGAUGGCUCUGAAUUCAACUUCACCAUCACUGCUUCACACCGCAGCAACCAGCGCACCCUGGGUAUUUAUAACCGCUGCAUCAAGGUGGCACAGCAGAAGGUGCUCCAGUGUGGGCCCUACGCCACAGACUUUAUGGAAAUAGCCAGUGGCUUCUGGCAGGCAACUGUUAUAUUUCUAGUCAUCGGAAUCUUUCUCCUGUCCGUAGUGGGCAUCCUUUCGGUUUUCAGCAUGUGCUUCCAGAGUAUCUUGAAGAAGAGCAUAUUCAAUGUGUGUGGCCUGCUUCAGGGAAUAGCAGGUCUAUUCCUCAUUCUAGGUCUGAUGCUCUAUCCUGCAGGCUGGGGCUCUAAGAAGGUGGUUGACUACUGUGGUCAGGAUGCUUCGCCAUACAAAGUGGGCUUGUGUUCUCUGGGCUGGGCCUUCUACACAGCCAUAGGAGGCACUGUGCUCACUUUCAUCUGUGCCAUGUUUUCAGCCCAGGCUGAGAUCGCCACCUCCAGCGACAAGGUGCAGGAUGAGAUUGAAGAGGGGCGGAGUCUCAUUUGUGUGCUGUGAGAUGUGUGCACAAACCACUCAAAUGGAAUCAUUUGUGUCCCAUGUUUACUGCUUGAAAUGACUGUUGCAUAAAUGGGAAUGUAGUUCAGACCUACUGUUGGUCUGCUGAUCAAAGACUUUACAGUUGUAUUUGCUUUUGCUUUCUCUUAUCUCAUCCUAUCGCCAUUGCAAAAUAUAUGAAUUACAAAUUAUUCCUAGGAAAAAUAAACGUUUUAAACUAAUAAUUGCCUUUUUUAAAACAUUGUGUUUAUAAGCAAAUGCAUUUUAUCAGUAUUUUGAAUUAAUUGUUGCUACAUUUUACAUGGACUUUUUUAAUACUGGACAGAACAAUUGUUUAUGAAAUGAUAUACUGAAAAUAAGUGUAGUCUCUGUAGUCCUGUAUCUGUGAUCUCGUUAUACUGUAAAAUAAAAAUUGAUUCUUUGUUUAGCCCA
Messenger RNA from Ctenopharyngodon idella (grass carp), 1608 nucleotides. It is a transcript of the gene lhfpl2b, whose product is annotated as LHFPL tetraspan subfamily member 2b. The record is from RefSeq and is a predicted model, not a curated record. NCBI's taxonomy places the organism in Eukaryota, Metazoa, Chordata, Actinopteri, Cypriniformes, Xenocyprididae. Gene Ontology annotation, cellular component: membrane. The transcript is spliced from 3 exons. Bases 511 to 1176 code for a protein of 221 amino acids.